Messenger RNA from Dunckerocampus dactyliophorus (ringed pipefish), 2568 nucleotides. It is a transcript of the gene irag3a, whose product is annotated as inositol 1,4,5-triphosphate receptor associated 2. Lineage: Eukaryota; Metazoa; Chordata; Actinopteri; Syngnathiformes; Syngnathidae. The record is from RefSeq and is a predicted model, not a curated record. The coding region runs from base 1207 to 2469 and encodes 420 amino acids. The transcript is spliced from 13 exons. Gene Ontology annotation, cellular component: endoplasmic reticulum membrane.
UAUACAACUUGAUCUCUAGUGUAAAGUGAGCUGGAGCCUAUACCAGCUGACUUGCGGUCAGAUGGCACUAUGGGGUGGCAAUGGCCACCCGACUGGCCAUCUAGACAUUUCAGGUAUCAACUUAUUGCAAGCCUAUGUGAGUAAUGGUCCCACCUUGGUCACCCCGAUGAAAAAUGUCUGUCUCCGCCACUGGAUGGAUGGCCAUUCAAUCACAAGGCACAUAUAGACAACCAUUAACACACGCCUAUGGACAAGAUCGGGGGCCACCAACCAAUAGUUUGCCAAAGGGCCAAAGAACAUUUGCUUCAACUCUUCAUACCUCUAUUGAAUCAAAUGACCACAAAACAGCAGAAAGACAACAGCCUAACAGUUUGAAUGGAGAUCUGCUUUUGUGAAUAAAGUACAAUUUAAAAGUUGAUAGUCAUAUCAAUAGAUAAAAACAGUAAUAGCUCACCUUUUGCAAAGUAAACUAGAGGGACAAGUUGAGAGAAACCUGUGGUAGAAAUAAAUGCAUACUGAAAUACAAGAUGCAGAUGAACUUUUUUUGAUGUUUUUGUAUCAAAUGUACGCUGUGGAUAAAAAUAUUUUGUUAAUGUUCUGGCAGAAAAAUCUUACUCAAGUGUUUGGCCAUUUUCAUUUGGUAAAAGUAGCUCUCACAAAAAAGGUUAGAGACCCCUGGACUAGCAGCUCCAAUUAACCAACCAUGUAUGUUUCGGAGAAGUGGGAGAAACCCACACAAGCACAGGGGGAACAUUCUUGUUCCACACAUGUUCCAAUGGAGAUGUGAACGCCAAUCUCCUGAGUAUGAGGCAGAUGUGUUAACCAAUAACUACGCUGCCAUAGCUCUAUAAUGCUUCCGAAAAGCUGUGUUCACACAAAUACAGUAUGUCCUGUUCACUUCUACAUACAAUUAGCAUAUUCAAAGCUAGGGCCAUGACUUUGUUUACAAUGGACAAACAGCAAGAGGUAGGCCUGAGACUCCCAAGCUACCCAUGAGCCUCUUGGGGUGCUUGUCCUGUUCUGCUUUGACUGUGGAUCUCUUAAUAGGAUUAUCUAUUCUCAGUACUGGAAGAAGACAGAGGCAGAGCGUGUUGAAACGCAAAGCAGCAACUAUGACAUAUCUCUGAGUGACCUCUGAAGAGGAGCUAUUGCAGUUUCCAAUGUGAAACAACAGGAAUAUUCCACAUCAAGUCUACCCAUGCAGUGAUGCAUCCUGAGCCGGAUGAAGAGACCAAUGGCCACGAUGAGGCGGGCAUCUGUGACAGUGAUGACAGCAAUGAGGAAAGCAGCCAGGAGGAGCCACCGACUACUAAAUGGAAUGAGUUGUCCAUCAUAGAUAGAGUCGGUCUCAACAGUGUGAAGAUGUCAGAGACUGACUUGGAGAACACCUUCUCUCAGAUUGCCUUGGCUUUCAGCUGUGACCAGUACACCCUGAAGCAGAGGCUACAGGCGGAGGAGCACGCCCGCAACCUGGCUGAGGAGAACAUCAAGGUGGAGCUGUCCCGAGGCCGAGAGACACUGGAGGCACUAAAGGGCUUAUGCCUGGACAGUAAACGUAGUAAGAUCCUGCAAAGGCUGGAGUUGUGUCUGGAUAUCCUUGCUGGAACCGUGGAACGAAUCUCCAAUACGGCUGAGGUGCUCGGAGCAGUGCACAAGGAGGCUCAUGUGAGUCGAGCAGUGGAGCUCAUGGUGGCUCACGUGGAGAAUGUGAGGAGGCGGCUGGACCGACACGAGACGGAGCUGGAGGAGGCCAAGAAGAUGAUUUCGCAGCAGAAUUCCUGCAGAAGCAUUGCUGAACCAGGAACUCCUUUAGAUCCAGACAAAUGUGACAGCUGGAAGAAAAGCUUUCAGCAAAAUGGCAGUCGCCGCAGAGUCAGUGUGUCAUUAAUUCCAAGUGAAAUCCUGCCUCACCAGAAGAAGGGAAAGAGAGAGUCCAAGAAGCGGGCCUCGCGUGGAGAAGGUGAAACAGGAAGCAAGUCUUGCUCGUCUCCAACCCUGAGCUCGGAGUCCAACUGCAGUGCCAUGAAUAAAGACGAUAGCUACUCAGUGGAUGACAGGCCACUCGAUCCAGAUGAAAAGAUGUCACAAGUGUCUGCUGUUGUAGUUCCCUUAGACAUGCCCCCCAAUCCCUCUGCCUCUCCCGCUCUCACUCCUACUCCCAUCCCAGAAUGCCCUGUCCCAACCAAACCAGCAGCUGGCAAAAAGGCGCAAGACAACAGGAGCACACAGGACACAAUACAGAGACACAAAAGCAAAGCUGCUUUAUCCAAGAAAAAGACUGACAAACAGAAAAAAAGAACAAUCGCCUACCGGCGGGUCUCUUUGGGAAGAGAUGGGUCACUGUGGAGGCGAUGCCCUCUGGAUGGUUGUCGCCGGCUGCUCUCCUGCGUCUGCAUCUGUGUGCUUCUCUCUGUCAUAACCUGGAUUUCCGUCCUGUGGAUCCUUCAUGAUGAGGCGCCUGAGCCUUGACGUCUGCUUCAGGAUGCUGUGAGUUUCAGAAGGAAGCUGAAACUACCUGUGUGAGUCUGCAACCUCUUGAUGUACAAAUAUUAAACCUUUUGAUGUCAA